AUGAGUCUCCCUUCUGCGUCAUUCCUAGUGCCGUCGAUCCUGGAAGCUCUGGUAGCUUGCGAUAGGUAUAAAGAUAUCACGGAGGUUGUUCCUGGCGAAGCAGAUUUAUAUUGCGCUCAGUCCUUGAAGGAUCGUGCUGGUAUCGUGCUGACAGGCGACUCUGAUCUUCUUAUACAUGACUUAGGUCGGGGAGGCGCUGUCUCAUUCUUCAGGGAUAUUGAACCCGUACCAAAGGAUGCUAAGGGUAAUUUGCGGAGCAGGGUGUACCACCCAGCAACCAUUGCAGACCGAUUACGCUUGCCAAAAUCUGACGGUCUGCGCGCUCUAGCAUUCGAGCUAUAUCAGGGCCCGAAUAAAGGGUUUGGGGAGCUCCUCUCAGAAGCAAGAGUCUCGAAAGCUAUCAGUAGCCAACCAGAGGAGUAUGAAGCUUUCCGAAAAGAGUAUGUCUGUUUGUUGGCUCAGCCCAAGCUCAGCACGGAGAUCAAUAUGCUCCAUGUCCUCAAGGUUCUAGAUCCCCGCGUUUCUGAAUAUGUUCUUCAAUUUCCUUUUAUUGCUGAGGUUGCUGGUCAAUCCCUAGAGUAUAACACGUCUGAUCCCACACCCCACAUCUUCCUUCCGUUUCUGUUCGAUUAUCCUCUGCGGACUAAUGCUUGGGAGAUGUCAAGAGCUAUUAGACAAUUGGCCUAUGGGUUGAUUAAUCUUAUCUCCCCAGAAGAUCAAAGAAAAUCAACAGUCUUUGAGCACAAUAGACAGCAGGGGAAAUUAGGUGGACGGGAGUUGCAGUUGCCUGAAACUUCUCACAUCCCAGAGGCUUGCUCGAAUAUUGUUGCUGUACUGGAACAAAUGGGAGCGAGGCUACCCCCCUCACCAACCUCCGAAAUGGAUCUGUGGUUAGCUGUAGCAGUGUACCAAGAUAUUGAGUGGACCCACCAGAAUUCCAAACCUGCUCUCGUUCAAUUAAUAUCACAACAACUCCUGCUACUCGAGGACCAGUCUAAUUCCGAGAAGAAUCUCACCUGGGACAUACUUCAAUUUAUGGCUCAAAUCGAAGGCUCUUAUCACUCCUUUAGGAUCCUCAAGCAAACUACCAACCUUCUGACUUCAUCGAGAUUCGUUAAUUCCCUUCCGCCUUCUGUCCUUCGACUGCACGAAAAGCUUCAGCUCCUGCCAUCCUUGUCUAGCAUUCAAGAUAUUAGCCAGACCAUUGUCACCCUCCGGAGAAUAAAAGCCACUGCCAUGUCUGAAACCGCACACGAAAUCCUUGGAAUUGUGCUACCGGAAGUAUCCGCCUCCCCCCAGGCAAUACAUAGGCAGGCAAAGAAGAGUAGAAAAAGAGAUAGAGUUGAAGCGAGCAUGCCAGUACCUCUGAAAAGACCAAAUAACCCAUUUGGAUUACUCGAGCUCGAAUGA
Molecule: messenger RNA, 1410 nt
Organism: Venustampulla echinocandica
Lineage: Eukaryota; Fungi; Ascomycota; Leotiomycetes; Helotiales; Pleuroascaceae
Exons: 1
Coding region: 1-1410 (469 amino acids)
Source: RefSeq, a predicted model, not a curated record